Messenger RNA from Lycium ferocissimum, 1648 nucleotides. Its product is annotated as probable glucan endo-1,3-beta-glucosidase A6. Gene Ontology annotation, cellular component: plasma membrane. Gene Ontology annotation, molecular function: hydrolase activity, hydrolyzing O-glycosyl compounds. NCBI's taxonomy places the organism in Eukaryota, Viridiplantae, Streptophyta, Magnoliopsida, Solanales, Solanaceae. The transcript has 3 exons. Gene Ontology annotation, biological process: carbohydrate metabolic process. The record is from RefSeq and is a predicted model, not a curated record. The coding region runs from base 99 to 1493 and encodes 464 amino acids.
CACACACUUCUGCCUUUUUCUUCGCUGCUUCAGUCUUUCACUUACCCCUAUAUAUAAACACGUUUUGCACCUAAAGACACCAUCACUUCUUCUGUAAAAUGGGCUGUUUAUCUACUUUGCUUCUGCUAUCUUUUCUUGCCUUUUCUUAUUUCUCCAGUGCAGAAAUCUCAUCUCAAGUAGGAAUAUGUUAUGGACAACUUGGAAACAACCUCCCUAUUCCAACAAAAUCAGUUGACUUAAUCAAAAGUCUCAAAGCCAAAAGAGUCAAGAUCUAUGACACAAAUCCUGAAAUCCUUAAAGCUCUUAAAAACACCGACCUUCAAAUUUCAGUCAUGGUACCAAAUGAACUCAUCAACAACAUCUCUACAAAUCAAACCUUAGCUGACCAAUGGGUUAAAACAAAUGUUUUACCAUUUUAUCCGGACACUUUGAUUCGUUACCUCCUUGUCGGUAACGAAAUCCUUAGUAGCCCACCUAACACCACUUGGUUCAACCUUGUACCUGCCAUACGUAAAAUUAGAUGUUCUGUUAAAAAAUUUGGUCUAGGAAAAAUUAAAGUUGGUACACCAUUAGCUAUUGAUAUGCUUGAAUCUUCUUUUCCACCUUCUAAUGGUACAUUUAGGUCUGACAUUUCUGAAAAAGUCAUGGUACCAUUGUUACAUUUCUUGAAUAAAACCAAAUCUUUCUUUUUUAUUGAUGUUUAUCCUUAUUUUGCUUGGGCAGCUCAACCCAAUGUAAUUAAUCUUGACUAUGCUUUAUUAGAGUCCAAGAAUGUUACUGUAACGGAUCCGGGUUCGGGUUUGAUAUAUACAAAUUUAUUGGACCAAAUGAUUGAUGCAGUUUAUUUUGCUAUGAAGAGAGUGGGCUACCCGGAUGUUCGGUUAUUUAUUGCAGAAACGGGUUGGCCCAAUGCUGGUGGGAUGGAUCAAAUUGGAGCGAACAUAUUCAAUGCAGCAACGUACAACCGAAAUGUUGUCAAGAAGUUUACAGCUAAGCCACCUGUGGGGACACCAGCAAAACCGGGAGUUGUUGUGCCUACAUUAUUAUUUGCUUUGUAUAAUGAGAACAAUAAACCGGGUCCGGGUACGGAACGGCAUUUCGGGUUAUUAUACCCGAAUGGAACGAAUGUAUACGGUAUAGACUUAUCGGGAAAGACGUCUGAGUCUGAAUAUACGCUUUUGCCUAGGCCGACGAACAAUGAGCCGUAUAAGGGGAAAUUAUGGUGUGUUGUUGGGAGAAAAGCCAAUGUAUCAGAGAUUGUUGGAGCAUUGACAUAUGCAUGUGGGCAGGGCAAUCGGACCUGUGAUGAGAUCCAACCCGGUGGGAAAUGUUAUAAACCAGAUUCUUUGGUGUUACAUGCCAAUUACGCAUUCAGUUCUUAUUGGGCUCAGUUUAAGUCAUUGGGAGGAACCUGUUCUUUCAAUGGGCUUACCAUUCCAACCAAAAGAGAUCCAAGUUACGGAUCGUGCAAGUUCCCAAGCGUCACACUUUGAAAAUGGGUGGCACGUUUUGCUAGGAAGGUCAAUGGAAGCUACGGUGGCAGAUACAUUUCAAUGAGACAAAGCCACGCCUUCUUUUGUAUACGUUAGAAUACAGUUGUACACAGAAUUGUCUGAUGUCGAAUCAGAAAAUGGUUGUUUUAUUCUUA